Molecule: messenger RNA, 1396 nt
Organism: Danaus plexippus (monarch butterfly)
Lineage: Eukaryota; Metazoa; Arthropoda; Insecta; Lepidoptera; Nymphalidae
Product: putative peptidyl-prolyl cis-trans isomerase dodo
Exons: 3
Coding region: 136-630 (164 amino acids)
Cellular component (GO): cytosol; nucleus
Molecular function (GO): peptidyl-prolyl cis-trans isomerase activity; protein binding
Source: RefSeq, a predicted model, not a curated record
GACUUUGACGGCAACUUUUAGUUUAACGCUUAUCUGAAACUCGGCGUUUUCUGCAUUUAGAAAAUAUAUAUCUAUAUGCUGUCUGUAUUCUAAUCGAUAUAUGUUUUAUUUAUAUAUAUUUUAAAAUUUACGAAAAUGGCUACUAGUAAUGAAGAUACUUUGCCAGAAGGAUGGGAGGCCCGUAAGAGCAGAAGUACAGGUAUGACGUACUAUCUGAACAUGCAUACCAAGAAGUCACAAUGGGAUAAGCCAGAUGAGCCGGCACCAUUGGUUGAUGAGGGUGAUGAUACACCCUCGCUAGUCCAAUGCAGCCAUUUGCUGGUGAAGCAUAGUGGCAGCCGUCGCCCGUCCUCCUGGCGCGAAGAAAACAUUACUCGUUCUAAGGAAGAGGCUAUGGAGAUUUUGGCGGACUAUCGGCGCAAGAUCGUUGAAAAGGAAGCUACCUUCGAGGAGCUGGCUCGCAAGUUCUCUGAUUGUUCUUCAGCUAAGCGUGAUGGAGAUUUGGGUAGAUUUGGCAAGGGGCAGAUGCAGAAACCGUUCGAGCAAGUCGCCUUUUCUCUGAGACUUGGCCAGCUCAGCCAGAUCGUCGAUACUGACUCUGGAGUGCACAUCAUUCUCCGGACCGCUUAAACUCUCCACAUAUACAGUUUCUUGGCAUUUAUAACAUAACUCCUUCUUGAUAUAUACGUUAAUUCUCUGCUGUUUUUUUUUUAUAGUAUGCUUUGGCUUGUAACAAAAAAUAAAAUAAUAACUGAUCGUCCAUAGUUUAUGCCUGGGGUGCAUUGCAUCUGGUAUGUUUUGUUGUGUUUUUUUCUGUCAUCUAUACAUAUAUUUUCAUUUUGAAAUAUGCUCUGAGGGUUAUUGUUUUUUUUUUCUUCAAGAUAAAUAUAACUGAUUCUUAAGAGUAGAGUUGAUUGUUUGAAAGAAAUAGCUGUCAUUGUAGAUAAAUCAGCUUUUUAAAAGUAUUGUUAUCUAUAUAAAAAUUUGUUUGCAAAUGUUAAGCUUAUUAUUUUUUUUAGGAAUUACUUGAAAAUGACAUUGCUCAAUAGGUAUUGUUCCUCAGUCACUACAUUUCAAUAGAACUACUGAAACAUAUUUGUGUUUUAUGAUUUCAUGUGAUUUUCUAUUAACAAUUUUUUUUAUAAAGUUCUUUUAUUAAAUAAUUUGUUAUUUGAUUUUUUUUUUUUCACUUUUAUCAAAUUAGUUUCUUUGAUUUAGUUAUUAAACAUUUUAAAGGUAAAGUACAUUAUUGAAAAUUAUUUCAAAAAACAAAUAUGUAUAGCAAAAAAUAAGUUUUUGAGAUCCAAUGACAUUAAUUGUUACUUUUGCAUUCAUAUGUCCGGAAUAAUAGAAACACAACAUAUAUGUUAUGAAAUACAACAUUUAGCAAAAAUAA